Patella vulgata (common limpet) is the source of this 970-nucleotide messenger RNA. RefSeq names its product proteasome subunit alpha type-6. The record is from RefSeq and is a predicted model, not a curated record. The transcript has 7 exons. Lineage: Eukaryota; Metazoa; Mollusca; Gastropoda; Patellidae. Gene Ontology annotation, biological process: ubiquitin-dependent protein catabolic process. Gene Ontology annotation, cellular component: cytosol; nucleus; proteasome core complex, alpha-subunit complex. Bases 98 to 838 code for a protein of 246 amino acids.
GCACGAAUUUUGCACCAACUCUAUUGCUUACAUGUGAAUUUGGCUUUGUCACAUCGAAAAGAAAUUCUUUUAGAGAACUAAAUACUGUUGGAAAAAUAUGUCACGAGGAAGCAGUGCUGGUUUUGACCGUUAUAUCACAAUAUUCUCACCAGAGGGACGACUGUAUCAAGUUGAAUAUGCCUUCAAAGCAGUAAAUCAAGGUGGACUGACGUCAGUAGCAGUUCGUGGUAAAGAUUCAGCUGUUGUAGUUACACAGAAGAAAAUACCUGACAAGUUACUAGAUGCUAACACUGUUACACAUUUAUUUCAACUGACGGAAAAUAUUGGAUGUGUUAUGACUGGCAUGAUGGCUGAUAGUAAAUCACAAGUCCAGCGAGCUAGAUAUGAAGCAGCGAAAUGGAAAUAUUCUUAUGGUUAUGAGAUUCCAGUAGACAUGUUAGUCAAACGAAUGGCUGAUAUUAAUCAAGUUUAUACACAAAGUGCAGAGAUGCGACCUCUGGGUUGUUGUAUGAUAUUAAUUGGUUAUGAUGAUGAAUUAGGACCAUUAGUAUUUAGAACAGAUCCUGCUGGUUAUUAUUAUGGCUUUAAAGCUACAUCAGCUGGUGUUAAACAAUUAGAAGCUAACAGUUUUCUUGAGAAAAAAAUAAAAAAGAAACAAGAACUGUCGUAUAAUGAUACAGUGGAGACGGCCAUUACAUGUUUAUCUACUGUAUUGUCAGCAGAUUUUAAAGCAGCAGAAAUAGAAGUUGGAGUAGUAACCAAGGACAAUCAUAAAUUUAAAGUGCUAACAGAAGAAGAGGUAGAUGGUCAUCUAUUAGCUAUAGCUGAGAAAGACUAGAUCUUUAUCCCACUAUUUAUCAUGCAUUGUCAUCGCCAUUGUUACUUUCGUGUCUAAAGACUCUUAAGACAGCGUUAGAAAUAUUUGUUAUAAAUAAUUUCACGUAUAAUAAUUAAAAUAUAUUCACAUUAA